Messenger RNA from Ostrinia furnacalis (Asian corn borer), 5467 nucleotides. It is a transcript of the gene snama, whose product is annotated as something that sticks like glue. Gene Ontology annotation, biological process: ubiquitin-dependent protein catabolic process; protein ubiquitination; mRNA processing. NCBI's taxonomy places the organism in Eukaryota, Metazoa, Arthropoda, Insecta, Lepidoptera, Crambidae. Gene Ontology annotation, molecular function: zinc ion binding; ubiquitin protein ligase activity; nucleic acid binding. Bases 340 to 5241 code for a protein of 1633 amino acids. Gene Ontology annotation, cellular component: nucleus. The transcript is spliced from 17 exons. The record is from RefSeq and is a predicted model, not a curated record.
CACUAUUGUUAAGAGAAGGAAGAUGGCGGUCUGCGUUAUUUUACUUGCGUUGUGGCAGACUUUAUCGUGUUAGUUUUCAUUGACGCUGCUAUUCGUGUAGACGUGCCACCGUGGUAUUUCUAGACUAAUUUUUAGUUAGCUAAAGUGAAUUAUUGUGUACUAGUGUAUUGUGCGUGGUUGUUCUUUUCAUAACCUUUAAUUAACGAAGUCAGUUCGUCUGGUGCCAUUUCUUUUACCGAAAUUAAUGCUAUUUCGGAUGUGGUAAUAAAUAACUUUAGAUCAAUUUCGGCUAAGUGUCAUGCUAAAUGAUACGAGAUAUUCACAUAUCUACUGUCGGAAAUGUCUGUGCAUUAUAAGUUCAAAAGUGCAUUGGAUUAUGAUACAGUUACUUUUGACGGACUUCACAUAUCUGUAGGAGACCUAAAAGCUGCUAUAUCACAACAGAAAAGAAUCGGAAAAACUUCCGAUUUUGACUUGCAGAUUACUAACGCGCAAACGAAAGAAGUUUAUGUGGAUGAUAAUACUUUGAUCCCGAAAAAUACAUCUCUGCUCGUUGCGAGGGUUCCUCUUUCACAACAACCUAAAAAGCAGUGGGAAGGAUCCAACAGUAAUACAUCUACACAACACAAAGAUGCUGCCCUUAACAAGGGAUUGGCUGAUCUGUCUCGCAUGGAAGGUAGCGAACAGGAUAAAAUAAAUGCUAUGAUAACACAAUCUACUUUUGACUAUGAUCCUAGCAACUACCAAAAAAUUAGAGGACAAAAUCAGAGAGGUGUUGUGCCAAAUAACUAUAUUUGUUACAAGUGUCAAAAGCGUGGACAUUGGAUCAAAGACUGUCCUAUUGCUAAUUCAGCUGACCCUGUAGAAGUAAGACGAAGCACAGGAAUACCUCGGAGUUUUAUGGUGCCAGUUGAAGGCCCAAAGGCACCAGGCGCUAUGAUGACCCCAAGUGGAACUUACGCUGUGCCGGCUGUUGAUCGUGAAGCAUACUUGGCUUCAGAAAACGCUGGUGGAGCAGAUACCCCUACUAAUGCUCCCGCAGCACCGGAGCCCAACAUACCCGAUGAGUUGAUCUGCAGUUUGUGCAGAGAUCUCCUAACUGAUGCUGUUAUGAUACCGUGCUGUGGAAACUCUUUUUGUGAUGAAUGUAUAAGGGGCGCAUUGUUGGAGUCGGAAGAUCACGAAUGUCCUGAUUGUCGUGAAAAGGAGAUAGCCCCAACUACACUCAUUCCAAAUAGGUUUCUUAGAAAUUCGGUGUCAUCCUUCCGCAAUCAAACUGGUUAUAGCCGGAGGACUCCUCACCGUCCGUCAGCUCCACCGAUGCAGGCGCAUCCUCCGAUGAUGGAACCACCUGCUGCUCCCAUGCAGCAGCCACCAAACGGAGGUCAGCCUGCUAUGCCAAAUAAUGGACCGCCACAACAUAACGUGAAGCCACCGGGUCUGGAAGCUCCUCCUAUGAUACCUUUGAAUAUGCCGAGAAUAGAUGAACAAAGAGCUAGCACACCGACCAUUGAUGAGAGGAGAGACAUAGGGUCGGCACAGGUUGUCUACAAUCGUGGGCCUCCUCAAUUUAUUCCCGGUGCUCCACCCCAAUCACGGCGUUAUAAUAAUCCGCCGUACGACAGACAUGGCCCACCACGCGGCCCCUCCAUGCCUUUCAACGAUCGCUAUCCGCCGCCCGAACCCUACCAGCCUCCUCCGCCCGGAAUCAAAGAUUCGCCUUCAAACGGGCACGGCGAGGACCCGCUCGAGGCGUUCAACCGGAUGAUUCGCGAGAAGGAGAUGCGAGCGAAGCGGCGCGAGGAGGAGCGGCGCCGGGCGCAGUCGGGCUCGCGCUCGCGUUCGCGCUCGCCGCGCUCCGUGCGCUCGCGUCCGUCCCGCUCGCCGCGCUCGCCGCGCUCGCCGCCGCGCUCGCCGCCGCCGCCGCGCGCCCGCCCGCGCAGCCGCGGUUCCAGUCGACUCCGAUACUCUAGAUCGCGGUCCAUGUCUCGUGGUCGCCUGCGCAGGUCGCCCUGGUCACCACGGCGGCGUCGGACCCGCGAGAGAACUUUGUCAUUGACGCGGUCUCCCUCCCCUCGGCGGCGUCACCGCUCGCCGCUGCGAUACCGCUCGCCGCUGCGCUCGCCCGGGCCGCGCUCGCUGCCGCGCUCGCCGCCGCCGCGCUCGUUGCCGCGCUCGCCUCCGCGCACGCCGCCUCGCUCGCCGCACCGCUCGCCGCUACACCGCUCGCCGAGGCGCUCGGCGCUACGCUCGCCUCCGCCACGACUGUCACCGCAUCGGUACGCUGGAGUAUACGACGAAAUGUUGUCGCCGCCUCCUCGUAGUGUUGAGCCGCCUUACGGAUCCAGAUACGGUUCUAGAGGUAAUGUACCUCCUUCGAUGUAUCCACCAAUGGGUGUGAAACCUUUACUUCCCAUGGAUAAUGGUCCAGGCCUUGAAGGACCUCCUGGGUAUCGUGGACGUUACGAUCCACCACCAUUUGAAGAUAUUCCCCCUGGCGUGGAACCCCCGGUACCUGGAUUUGAACCUUCGCCUUUUGAAAAGCCACCUGGUCUCAUGGAUAGGGAGCGGUUACCACCCCCUAAUUUUAGAGAUAACUAUAGACCUUCACCGUACAUUGAAGGCCCAGGUACUUUUAGAGAAUUGCCCAUACCUAAUGCUCAAAGUGAAAUUCCAGUCCACGUAGGUGAACAACGUUAUCGUGACAAUUUCAGACCAUACCGUGAUCAAGGAAUACCAUUUCGAGACGGACAGCCGUUUAGGGAGCCCGGUGCCCAAGGGCCCCCGUAUCGCGAUGGUAAUUUCAGAGGUGCCGGACCACCUUUUCGUGACAACUACAGAAACCUUCCGUAUAGAGAAGGUGUUUAUCGAGAAAAUCCUCCACAUAACUUUCGUGAAGGAACUGCUCCAUUUAGACCGCCUAGUGCUGAUCCCAGAGAUCAAGUACCACCGAAUUACCAUGACCCUAAUUUCCGCGAUGCAUAUAGAGAUGAAAAUAAUGUUGUUAGAGACAACAAUAUGCGACCAGGUUAUCGGCCUGGUAUUCGUAAUAGAGUUGGAGCUAGGCGUAAUCCUAACGCUGAACAUGAGAGACAUAGGGAAAGAGACGGCCGGGAACGUGAACGUUUCCCUGAAAAUCGAGACCCAGAUAGGCCAAGAGAAUUAGAAAAGAGGUCUGCGUAUGAUAAGUCUCGCGAAGGUCGUGAAGGCCGUGAGCCACGUGACAGCCGUGAACCACGCGAAGGACGUGAGCCUCGUGAAGGACGUGAACCGAGAGAGAGGGAAGGCCGUGAGCCGCGUGAAGGACGUGAACCACGCGAGAGAGAGGGGCGUGAAGACCGUAUACGGGAAUAUGAAAGAAGUCGCGAUUAUGAUAAAGAAAGGGAACGUGAACAUGAAAGGUCAACCCCUGACAAGAAAAGUCGUACAUCUCCAAAACGUAGCAGAGAAGCACGAGAUAAAAAACGCAGUGAGUCGCGAGGAAGGUCACGUGAUAGAGAUAGUCGACGUGAAAAGAGGGAAGACAAAACUCGCGAUAAAUCUGCAGACAGAACAAAAGAACAUAAAGAAAAAGAGAAGAAGAUAAAAGAUAGAAAGAAGAAAAAGAGAGAGAAAGAAAAAGAAGUGGAAAAGAAGAAGAAAAAGGAAAAGAAAGAGAAGAAAGAUAAAGAUGUUAUUAAGAAAGAAAGCGAUGAGACCGCUGAAGAUAAAACAAACUCUGAAUCUAAAAAUCAAGAAGAUGGAAGCAGUGAGAAACAAACAAUGUCUUCUCCAAUAGACAAUUCUCAGAAUGAAGAACAAACAACGGAAGUAAAAUCUCCUGCCAUUACAUCUGACGAUAAACCGGAAAAUGAUCUUUAUGGCGAUGAAGCAGCUGAAGCUGUAGAUAAAGAAAUUAUACAAAAUUAUGUCAAGGUGGAAGAAAAUGUGGAAGUAAGUGACACUAAAGAGAUAAACGACACAAGUGAAAAACAAGAAGAACCUUUUGAUGGGAUAGAACUGCAAGCUAAUACAGAUGAGUUAGACUUGAAAUUAGAGGUUGAAACGAACAAUCCCAGUAAAGAAAUGUUAGCACCCUUACCUGAGCUAUCUAAAUGGGAAGUGGACGAUGACAACGUUGAGAAAUCCAAAGAACCAGGUGAGAUAUCUUCUCCUGAAGUAGACGAUGACGGUAACAAAGUUACAUCAGAUGUAAUCAAAAGAGCAGAAAAUGCUAUAUUUGCUAAAGCUAUUAACUCGUUAAGACCUAUAGAAAUUAAGAAAAUUAGCAGCGAGCGUCUCAAAUUAUAUGGUGACGAACAAUCUAAGGGAACUAUGAAUAACAUUCAAAUUACAGUUCCAGUGACUGAUGCUGAUCAAAGAUCUAUUGAGAUAAAUGAUAAGAAAACGAGAUCGUCUAAAACUCCACCGCCUCGGCUUUCCGUUAAAGACCGUCUUGGCGGAAAAGUUGAAGAUGUAAGAAAACACCGUGAAUCCCGUGUUGUGCACAGCACUGUAGAAAGAGUGAAAUCACGGUCUAAGACCCCCAAAAAGGAGCAAUCGUAUCGUAGGGUGACGGUUGAAAAUGAAAGGGGUCGUAAAAAGGACGCAUUUAGUAGACUUGAUUCGUCUAAACCCGAUCGACGCAAUGUGUCAGAGAGUGGUAAAUCAGUAGUUAAAGGAAGCCGAAGUCCUGUUACAGAAGCCCUUAAAAAAGAUUCUGAUAAAAAUUUGAAAGAAGAAAAAGGACAUCAUUCAGAAUCCCGUGCUCGACAUCACGAUAAGGACAGAUCCGGAGAUGGUAAAAAUCAGAACUCUGAACAUGAACGUAAAAAGUCGACGUUGGACGAAGCCCAUUUUGAACCUGACUAUGACGAGCAUUUAGAGUUUGAUAAUGAAGCUAAAGAUGAUUCCAUCUCGAAAAAAAGAGACCGUUCUGGUUCUCCCAUAGGAGGACCUACAGAAUCAAAAAAAGCAAAGCUAGAGAACGAAACUAUAAAAUUAGACUUGGCUAAUGUCAAAAAGAAACCUGACACUGAUAGUGAGUCUUCUAGUGAGUCGGAAUAUUCCUCAUCAUCAUCUUCUUCAGAUGCCCGCAAAAAGAAGAAGAAAAAGAAAAGAAAUAAAAAGAAAAAGAAACGAGCAGCAAGUGAGAGCAAUAGCGACUCUGAAUCGAGCUCCGAUGACCAUAAGAAAAAGAAAAAGAGGCGUAAGCAUAAGAAAAAGUCUAGCAAGAAGAAGAAGAAAUCUAAACAUAAAUAAGAGGACCAUUACGCUUGCAGGACAACAGUUCUAUAUUUUUUUUUUAGCUUUAGUGGAGGUAUAAAUAUUAAUUUACUUCAAAUAUCUUUUUAUUUCUUGAAUAUUAUAGCUUAUUAGAAAUCUAAGGGCAUUGUAACGUGUUCUUUAUUAUGGAAUAUACUUUUAUGUGUAGUGUAAAACUUAAAUAAACUUGAAACGACAAUCUCAUCUUUUAUUUAAUAGCCUA